Messenger RNA from Sorghum bicolor (sorghum), 1647 nucleotides. RefSeq names its product acetylajmalan esterase. The coding region runs from base 236 to 1399 and encodes 387 amino acids. NCBI's taxonomy places the organism in Eukaryota, Viridiplantae, Streptophyta, Magnoliopsida, Poales, Poaceae. The transcript has 5 exons. The record is from RefSeq and is a predicted model, not a curated record. Gene Ontology annotation, molecular function: hydrolase activity, acting on ester bonds.
AGCCUACAAACAAAGCUACUAUACAUCCAUGCAUGCAUGAUCAGAGCUACUGGCUUCAACAUUUUCCCAACCAACUGAAUCGCCCAGCUAGCUAGCAGCAUCAGUUCAUCCACAUGUCGCCCUGUUAAUAUAACUUCGAGUACGUACCCAGCAGCAUAUCAUAUCGUCGCACCGCGUCUUGCGUACGUGCUAGUAGGAAGCUCGAAUAGCUAGCUAGCUAGCUAGCUUGGUGACCAUGGUGGCCACGGCUUGUAAUGGCGGGGGGCUCUUGUGCUACAAGGUCCUUUCGGUGAGCAUGAUGCUAAUACUGCUGCUCCGAUCGGGGCUCGUGGAGCCGGCGGCGGCCGCGUGCUCCGUGGACGCCAUCUACAGCUUCGGCGACUCCAUCGCGGACACGGGCAACCUCCUGCGCGAGGGCCCCGUUGGCUUCUUCGCCUCCAUCGGCAGCUACCCGUACGGCCAGACCCUCCGGAAACCCACCGGCCGCUGCUCUGACGGCCUCCUCAUCAUCGACUACUUUGCGAUGGCGCUGAACCUGUCGCUGGUGAGCCCGUACCUGGACAAGGGGGCCGACUUCGCCAGCGGCGUCAACUUCGCGGUGGCCGGCGCCACGGCGCUCGACCGGUCCGUCUUGCUGCUGAGCGGUGUCAUGGCUCCGCCGGCGAGCGUGCCGCUCAGCUCCCAGCUCGACUGGUUCAAGUCGCACCUCAACGCCACCUGCCCCUCGCAAGAAGAUUGCACGAAGAAGCUGGCCGGAGCGCUGUUCUUGGUCGGCGAGAUUGGAGGGAACGACUACAACUACGGCUUCUUACAGGGCACGAGGUCGAUCCAGGCCAUGAAGGCCUACGUGCCACAGGUCAUAAACGCCAUAAUGGACGUCGCCAAGGAGGUGAUUGAGCUUGGAGCGACGCAGAUCAUCAUCCCGGGGAACUUCCCGAUCGGGUGCUCCCCGAGCUACCUCUCCCUCUUCUCCGUGUCCGGCUCCGGCGACGACCUCGACAAUCGGGGCUGCCUCAAGAGCUACAACGCCUUCGCCCAGCACCACAACGAGCAGCUCCAGGCGGCCAUUGACGGCCUGAGGAAGGCCAACACCGACGUCACCAUUGUGUACGCCGACUACUACGGCGCCUUCAUGCACCUGCUCGACCAUGCUUCGCUCCUAGGGUUUGACCAGGGCGCGCUUCUCCACGCGUGCUGCGGGGCGGGAGGCGCGUACAACUUCAACAUGAACAUGAUGUGCGGCGCGCCGGGCACGAGCACGUGCGCGGACCCGGCGCGCCGCGUGAGCUGGGAUGGCAUCCACCUCACGCAGCAGGCGUACAGGGCCAUCGCGCUGUCCCUCCUCAUGGAGGGGUUCGCACAACCGGCUGAUGCCGUGCAAGAGAUCUGGAGCUGCUAACAUCAGCUGAUGAUAUGGCCUGUACCUGCUAUAGAUGUGUGUGAAUAUUUUUCUCAGAGAAUCUAGCAUUUAGACUAGAAUUUAGUGUGCGAGCUGCGGCACUGUGUAAGCGCAUCUAUAUGCUUGUACUAUUCAUGAAAACGUGACCUUUGUUCAUGCACCACGUUUUCAUUGUUUUGAAUCGAUACAGUCCGUACCAUUUUUACAUGUACAACAAAAGUUAAUUAAAUAAAAAAACAGUAAACAUG